AUGUAUAUUGCAUUGCUCGGAUUGAAUAGUACGUUCUACGGUCAAAUCGCCGAGAAAGCUUACCAAACGCAGACUAGUCGGUCGAACAACAGACAAGGUAGUUCGGGAAUCGCCAAUACCGUGCAAAGCAUGGCUUCAACAGUCUAUACCAUCAUCUUCUACAUUAACUGUGGUGUCUUUGCAAGCUUGUUACGAUCCAUCCCUACCGUUGGCACUCUGUUAUCGUUUUUAGCCAACUGUUUCAUCAUGUCGUAUUAUUGCUUCGAGUACAAGUGGGUGUAUUAUGGAUGGACCAUGGAGCAGCGUCUCCUCUUUGUAGAACAAAAUUGGGCCUACUUCUUGGGAUUUGGAUUACCGGGCACUGUGUUAACAUAUUUCCUAUCACCCCUUCGAUCCGGUGCCGUGUUUUCUUUGAUUUAUCCAAGUUACGUUAUUAUGGCCAUGAUCGCUGUCCCAAAGUCCUCUUCGCCUUACAAUCAUUCUGUCGCGUCUGGUGCUGCCGCUCGUUUCGAAUGGAUGCUUCCUAAUAAGCUGCCUCUAUUUUAUGUUGUACGAAAAAUGAACGAUCUUGUCAUUCUUAUUGUGCGAUUGAUAGGAGGUGUGCACGCUGACCCCAUUGUAUCCGAGAAAAAGAAAGCAAGCAUGCGAAAACAAGAGUAA
Messenger RNA from Radiomyces spectabilis, 660 nucleotides. RefSeq names its product etoposide-induced protein 2.4-domain-containing protein. Bases 1 to 660 code for a protein of 219 amino acids. The record is from RefSeq and is a predicted model, not a curated record. Gene Ontology annotation, biological process: macroautophagy. The transcript has 4 exons. NCBI's taxonomy places the organism in Eukaryota, Fungi, Mucoromycota, Mucoromycetes, Mucorales, Radiomycetaceae. Gene Ontology annotation, cellular component: endoplasmic reticulum.